Astyanax mexicanus (Mexican tetra) is the source of this 2710-nucleotide messenger RNA. Its product is annotated as ATP-sensitive inward rectifier potassium channel 1. The record is from RefSeq and is a predicted model, not a curated record. Lineage: Eukaryota; Metazoa; Chordata; Actinopteri; Characiformes; Acestrorhamphidae. Gene Ontology annotation, molecular function: ATP-activated inward rectifier potassium channel activity. The transcript is spliced from 2 exons. Gene Ontology annotation, biological process: potassium ion import across plasma membrane; regulation of monoatomic ion transmembrane transport. Bases 248 to 1414 code for a protein of 388 amino acids. Gene Ontology annotation, cellular component: plasma membrane.
CCAGCAGGAGGGAGGAGGAUCCGCAGAAACAACCGGGUCACAAACAGAGUCUGAAAUCCUUUAUUGGGGCAGCAUUAGAUUUACAGGAAGAUCAGAGCAUAAUGCAGCACACACUGCAUACAAUCUCUUUAAGGACCAAUUAAAAUUAUGCUCAUUGUCUUUACUUUAUAUGAUUUCUGCAUUCAGGAGUCUGAAAACAGCCUGAGAAACAGCUACUAAAGAUUAAACAUAUCCACAUAUCUCAACUAUGACGCGAACCUUCCCACAGCUUCUCAGAGAUUACCUGGACGAGCGCCGUAUUAACAAAAACCGCCUGGUGACCAAAGAUGGCCAUUGUAACAUUGAGUUUGGCAAUCUGAGGUACAGCAGUCGCUUUGCCUACGUGCUAGAUAUAUGGACCACCAUCUUGGAAUUCCGCUGGAGCGUCGUCCUCUUCCUGUUCUCUGCCGCCUUCCUCCUCAGCUGGUUCAUUUUUGCGCUCCUCUGGUUUUGGAUCGCGAACAAUAAUGGAGACUUAUGGUGGCAGAACCCUUCACCUGAUCAUGAAGCUUGUGUAAUGAACGUCUACGGCUUGACCACAGCCCUCUUGUUCUCGUUCACAUCGCAGAUGACCAUCGGGUACAGCGUUCGAGUCAUUAAUCCAAUCUGUCCUGGUGCCAUCAUCCUCCUCAUUAUCCAGACUCUUUUUAGUACGGUUGUAAAAGGCUUCUGGUGUGGAGUGGUCAUCGCCAAAAUGUCCCUGCCCAAGAAAAGAGCCAAAACCAUUCAUUUCAGCAAGAAAGCGGUCAUCUGUCCUAAAGAUGGCGCCCUCUGUUUGCAGAUACGACUGGCGAAUCUUCGCAAAACUCUGCUGGUUGGAAGCCAAAUCUACGGAAAGCUGCUUAGAACCACAGUCACGGCCGAAGGCGAAACUGUAAUCAUGGACCAGAUUAAUAUCAAUUUCAUGGUGGAUGCUGGCAAGGACAACCUCUUCUUCGUCUGCCCUUUGACCCUAUAUCACAUCAUUGACAGGACGAGCCCCUUCCUAGAGAUGGCUGUGGACAAUCUGCAACACCAAGAAUUCGAGUUAGUGGUAUUUCUGGCUGGCACAGAUGAGUCAACCAACUUCUCCUGCAAUGUCCGAACAUCGUACAUCCCGCGAGAGAUCAUGUGGGGAUACGAGUUCUUCCCCAUCAUCUCUCGCAGCAAAGAUGGAACCUACUCUGUGGACUUCUCCGAGUUCGAUAAAGUGGAACCUGUACCAACUCCACACUGUGCCAUCUGCUUCCACAACGAGAAAGCCCAUCACUUUAACCCAAUAGACGGCAUCGAUAACCAAGUGUUUGAAGAAAUUGAAGUCCCUCACCAGGGUGAAUUUAGUCAGGAGGGAGGCCAAACAUCGGUUAGUUUCCGAACUGUUCGCAAAAAAUCCUAAAUUUCUGUCCAGUUGUUUAAAACAUCUACAAAAAUGUUUGGUCCCACUUGUUAUUAAGUGUUUUUAAUAGAUGUCUUGUUACACUUUAACAUUAAAAUGAUCUUAUUACUGUACAUUUAUGAGUAAGUGCAUAUUAUGUAAUUACAUACCCAGCUAACAAAGAAAAACAUUAAAGGAAUGAUUACAAAAGUUAUAAAAAAGGUUUCACGAAGGUUAGCUUUUAACGUUACAGAAAUAAUUUUGCAGGAAUGUUCUGAAAAAGUGUGACAUAAUAAUGGUUUGCAUCACAACAUUACUAGAACAUUUCUAACAUAACAUUAUAGAAACAUUAAAUGUAAUUUCCAAAAUGAAGUUACAUUGCAGCAAAUUGUUACAAAAACAUUUAAAAACAUUAAAGAAAAACUUUCUAAGAACAUCCAGAAAACGUGACAGACUGAACAUUCUGUUAGUAACCAACAAUUCUUAGCUGGGUAUGUAUUGAUUUUUUGGCACUUUUUAUUUGUCACAUUUCACAAUGAAAAUUGUGACAAAGCAACUUUACAGUGAUCCAUGUCCAAGCCUCAUUCAAAUCAAUGACAGCAGUGGAAAGAAACAAAUCUCUCAGAUCUAGAAGAAGAAAUCUCAAAAGAGGAAACAAGACUUGAAAGUGGAAUCCAAGGAAUGGGAUUCCUCCACUGGAUGACAAGACAAAACACAACAAAAAGAAAAAAUGGACAUAAUACAAGAAUUGAGAAUAUGAGUGACACAUGCUCACUGUCAGGCCAGUGUCCUCAGCAUGAGGACAUUACAGUAAGAGCAUCUCAAUACGUGGUAAAGAAAUAAAAGUGUUUAGAGGAUUGUUAAAUAUAUUGGUGAGUUAAUACAGUAAUAAGAGCUUGAUCCAGAGGAAGGCAGGCACCAACACCCAACCACGAACUCGCACCAGCAUCAAGCAGCCAGCAGGGGCAGCUGAGGACAUGGUUGAGAAAAAAGGAGAAGAUGUACAAGAGGUUUAGAAAUCUAAAUAUUCUAGUGUUGGGCCUGUUGAGGAAUAAAGUUAAAAUCAGAAAAAUACAGCUCAAACAAAUGUAAAACCACUCAUCAUAUCACACAUAGAAUAAAAGUACAAGAAAUGAUCUGUUGUUCCUAACAUAAAGUUGUAUAAGUAGAUACAAACACAUUUACAAGAUGUACAUAGUACAGCAUACAGUACAUAGUCAUUAGACACACAACAAAUAAAGUGGGACCAAAUGGUUUAUUGAAAGUAGCAGGAUUUUUUGUAUGUCACUUAUUUACAUAUCUUCAAUUAUUUUCUUC